Plasmopara halstedii is the source of this 504-nucleotide messenger RNA. RefSeq lists its product as uncharacterized. The record is from RefSeq and is a predicted model, not a curated record. The transcript has a single exon. The coding region runs from base 1 to 504 and encodes 167 amino acids. Lineage: Eukaryota; Oomycota; Peronosporomycetes; Peronosporales; Peronosporaceae.
AUGCAAGAUAAUGAUGAUGAAGAAGAUUAUCUACAAGAGCCUGUGGUAUCGACUCGCAGCAAUAUCGAACCAAUGAUAGUCGACCAGACUGGGACCGAUACAACCAACGUGCCUCCAAGCGGUUCAUGUAUGACACUAGUUACAGCCUCCCAAAGAUCCGUGUAUGAGUCCGACCCGCUAUUUGAUAUUGAUGAUGCCUAUAUGGAAUCGGAUGAAGACGAGGUGAAACCGAAUUUAGCAAUUGUGGAGAUUGAAAGCGAUCCAGUGUUCCGAUCGCCUCAAAGCGGUGAACACAUUGCACCGAUUGCAUUACCACCGAGUCAGAAUUCUCAAACAUUGGUUCCAGUCCAAACGUCCAACGCAAUCAUUCCACAGACAAACGAAGAAAAGUGGAACUUGCUCCGAAGCGCUAUCGUCUCGAAUAUGAACAAUCGAAUGCAACCCUCGAAACUCCAUCGACGUAUCAAGAUGAUUAAGGUCACCCUAGUCCAAGAUGUGGCAUGA